Messenger RNA from Cladophialophora psammophila CBS 110553, 882 nucleotides. RefSeq lists its product as uncharacterized. Bases 1 to 882 code for a protein of 293 amino acids. Gene Ontology annotation, cellular component: mRNA cleavage and polyadenylation specificity factor complex. The record is from RefSeq and is a predicted model, not a curated record. The transcript has 2 exons. Lineage: Eukaryota; Fungi; Ascomycota; Eurotiomycetes; Chaetothyriales; Herpotrichiellaceae. Gene Ontology annotation, molecular function: mRNA binding. Gene Ontology annotation, biological process: mRNA 3'-end processing.
AUGGCUCCUGGACAAAGUCGCAGUGUCUUUGUGGGCAAUAUUCCCUUCAAUCUGAGCGAGGAGAACAUUGUCAAGAUACUCAGUCAAGUUGGCACGGUUGUCAAGUUCAGGCUGAUGACAAAUCCCGAUACGGGCAAAUCUAAGGGAUUCGGCUUCGCAGACUUCCAGGAUGCUGACCAGGCGGCCAGCGCGGUCAGGAACUUGAACGAUUUCGAGAUCGACGGCCGCAAGAUCCGCGUCGACUGGCCUCACAACAACGAGAAAGACUCGGUGCCAACAAAUUACGACCAGACUCCCGGUCCUGGGGUGGACGGACUCCAACAAACAGCGGCCAGCGCCCUCCCUCCUCUGCCUCCAGGUACUGAUCUUCCUCCGAACCUCAGGGCCACCGACGCCAUUUCACAGACCCUUGCUACGCUUCCGCCACCACAGCUACUCGAUGUCCUCACUCAGAUGAAGGCGCUUGCCAUCUCAGAUCCUGCAAGGGCCACGUCGCUUCUUAAGACCGCGCCACAACUCUCUUACGCCAUAUUCCAGGCUCUCAUCUUGAUGAAUCUCGUGGAUCCCAAAGUAUUGGCACAAGUCGUCGAACAAGCUGCCAGACCACCUCAGCCGGCCAGCAUUCCUCCACCGCAGCCCACUCCACAGCAGUAUCCUGGCUUUCCGCCGCCCAUGGUAGCCGGCCAAAUGCCUCCCAGACCUCAGCAAUAUCCACCUACAACGAUGCAACAACCACCUCAACAGCCUCCCACCCAACCUCAGCUGUCUCAUCAAGAGAUGAUCCAACAAGUCCUGGCCAUGGAUCAGAGGACUAUUGAUUCCUUUUCUCCGACCGAGAGGGCACAAAUCAUGCAGAUAAGAGCAUCGAUGGGAGUUAGAUGA